This is a messenger RNA of Penicillium maclennaniae, 2157 nucleotides long. Its product is annotated as PAS domain-containing hybrid sensor histidine kinase/response regulator. NCBI's taxonomy places the organism in Eukaryota, Fungi, Ascomycota, Eurotiomycetes, Eurotiales, Aspergillaceae. The transcript has a single exon. Gene Ontology annotation, biological process: phosphorylation; phosphorelay signal transduction system. The coding region runs from base 1 to 2157 and encodes 718 amino acids. The record is from RefSeq and is a predicted model, not a curated record. Gene Ontology annotation, molecular function: phosphorelay sensor kinase activity.
AUGGUUCUGGACCAGGAAAUGCUCCACCUCAGCCUUGAGGAUCGCCGGCCCGUUAAUUUCGCCAUGGUUGUGACGCCACCUGCAGAGAGUGAACUAGGACAUCAGGACAAACCAGCUGGUCUAUUCUCCGAUCCCUCCAACGCCAAUCUGCCGUCGCCGUCGCAGACGGCGACGGUGACUGCGAAUCCGACUGCGCCCGUAAUUGCACCCGGGAUCGAUGCCCAUCCUAUGGCCCAAAUCUACCGCUGCACACCAACCCCGACUAUCCUUCUCGACGGCUCCCUUCGGGUGAUUCAGGCUUCAGAUAGUCAUUUCAACCUCUUCAAAUAUGAUCGCAAGCAUUUACUAGGAGUGAGUGUAUACGAGCUGACGCCGCGCAUCGUCCCUGCGCCGGACAUCAUUUCGUUAAGUGGCGCGCUUGCUGCAGCCAUCACAACCCGUGAGGUUCAAUUUAUCGAGGACAUUUUAGUCCAAGACCACGAAUCUGGAUUUUCUUUGCACGUGACCCCCAUUUUUGACGGCGAGGAUCUAAUAUAUGUACUCCUGGAAGCUCAAAUCACGCGAUCCAAGUCCGUGCGAAAGACCAGUAAGCAGACUUACUUCAACGACACCUAUAGGACUCUCAUAGAUGCCGUUAAAGACUAUGCUAUUUUCAUGUUGGAUAUCCGGGGUUACAUUGUGACGUGGAACUCAGGUGCCGCCAUUCUCAAGGGCUACACAGCAGAUGAGGUCAUCGGUCAGCAUUUUUCGAUAUUUUACGGGCCUGAGGAUCGUGAGUCCGACAAACCAGGCCGUGAGCUUGAAGUCUGCUUGCGCGACGGAAAGGUCGAGGACGAGGGAUGGCGCUAUCGGAAGGAUGGUGGGCACUUUUGGGCCAACGUCAUGAUCACCCCUAUCUAUCAAGCCGGGCGUCAUGUGGGAUUCGUCAAGAUCAGUCGAGACUUGACCGAGCGGAAGGCUGCAGAGGCGCGGUUGAUCGAUGCGUUUGAGGAAUCCUCCAAAUUAAAGACCGAUUUCCUUGCGAAUAUGUCUCACGAGCUACGCACACCUAUGAACGGAAUGUUUCUCGCUUUGGCCAUGCUGAUGAGAACAUCUCUCAGCCCCGAACAGCAAGAAUAUGCAUCGAUUUUGGAGGACUCGACUUCCAUCCUGCUACAGGUCAUCAACGACGUGUUAGACUACUCGAAAUUAUCAUCAGGAUCGUUUUCCUUGACUGCUGACGUCCUGGACAUCCCCGCCGUGAUGAGUGCGGUGAUAAGAAACUGUCAGCCAUCACUCAAGUCCGGUGUUGUGCUUGAGACUUUUGUGGAUCCAAGCUUUCCUAGGGGCGUCAAGGGCGACUCUCUGCGUUUUCGCCAAAUAUUGCAAAAUCUUGUCGGCAAUGCUGUCAAGUUCACUGAGAGCGGAUACAUCCAUGUUCAUGUCACUUAUGCCACGGAUGAAAGCGAUCCGCAAUCGUACAUUAUCUCAGUCCAGGUGGUGGACACAGGAAUAGGAGUUCCCGAAGAUGCAACCAGUACACUUUUCACCCCCUUCGCUCGAUUUGCGGACUCGACCACGAAGCGAUAUCAGGGCACUGGAUUGGGCCUUUCAAUUUGCAAAAGUCUCGCCGAACUCAUGGGUGGAGCGGUUGGGUUUCAUGCGAAUCCGGCUGGCACCGGUAGUGUAUUUUGGAUGUCGGCCAAAAUGGGCCGUAUCGACCGACAUGUUCCUUUGACCAGACCAAUGAUUUCGCGAGGGCAGGAAAUUCCAUUGGAUAGGUCAUCUUUGCUUCAAAAAGUGGCGGUGCACAAGACAAUUCUGCUCGUGGAAGACAACAAAGUCAAUCAAACCAUCAUGCUCAAGGUUCUAGGAUCCUUGGGCUUUGAACGCGUAGAUGCGGCUUGGGACGGGGCUGAAGCUGUGCGCAUGGUCAAACAGAAACCUUUUGCCUACAAUGUGAUUCUGAUGGACAUCAACAUGCCCGUCAUGGAUGGAUUGACAGCGACGGAACAAAUCAGACAACUUAACAUUGAUGUCCCUAUCAUCGCGUUGACUGGAAAUGCCCUGAAAGGCGACGCAGAGACUUAUCUGGCCAAGGGGAUCAAUGACUAUGUGGCUAAGCCGAUUCACAGGCAGCAGUUGGUGGAUAUCUUGUGGAAAUGGUGCGGAUCAUAA